CAGAGCCACGUUUGAACACCUGAAAAUGGCUAGUUUUGCGUGCUUACUAAUAUUUAUUAGAAUUAUUUUAGCAAGUGCAGGAAACUUUGACGAGCUUAUCCUAAUAGACCAGAAUGAGUUAUUACCAAGAUUGCCUUCAGGUAAAACUUGGGACCUUAUUCUUCAAAACCCCUACGAGGGUGCCAUUGAAAUUGCUGAAUCACCGGUGGAUAAAUUCCAGAUUCUCAUAAACAUUACUGGGAAUCAACAAAAUGAUUAUGAAAGACUGAAAUAUCGUCUUAGAAGUACAGAAGAUUCUCUUUUUGUUGAACUGUAUCCUCAUUUUUCGCCUCCAAUCUAUCGUAAUGAUGGCGAGGAAGAGAAGAUCUACUUACAGUUGUUAUGCGUUACUAUUGUGUCACUCGUCCUAGUUGUAUUCGUUGUGUCGAUAAUAUUCUCUUGUUGGUGGACUAAAAGUCAUAAAACAUCAGUUGACUUAGGCAUUACAGACGCUGUUUAUUAUAUCUCCUUGAAACAUGAGGAUGGUCAAAUAGAUGGUGAACACCGAUGUUUAAGAAAGAAAUCUACCGAGAUGAAUGCAACUAAUAAUGCAACAAAUAAGACUACAAAUUCAGAGGAUCAAUGUGAGCUGAUUGAAUUAAUAUCGACUGCACAUUCAAGAUCUGAAGAAACUCCAGAGACUAAAGCACAUGUCUAUGUCUCACCAACUGUAGCUUAUGCAACUGUGUCUAUGGCUAAUAACUCCCAGUUGGGAAUGUCAGCGUUAACAACCAUCCUACCGUCCAAUUAUCCCCUUCCACGAUAUGUUGUAGCAGCUGGUGAAAUGAGCAGUAGUAAUAAUUUCACUUCUGAAUUCGAUAAACUACCAGAUGGAACAUUGAUUGGUACACCGAUAUUAAUAUCAGCCAAUUCUAAUAAUGGUGUUGUAACAGGUUUAAUACCAGAGUCGAGUAGUACAAAUAUGAAUUCAUCAGUCACAUAUGUGAAAUUAGCUAAACCAUUUGUUGUCAACUCUGAACAAAUGAAUACAUCAGUUGGUCAACAGUGUAGUAGUAGUAGUCAAGACGAUCAUCCAUUAGCCGUGGGAUCUGUUCAGAAUUUGAAUAAUAUUAAUCAGUCGAAAAACCUAGCUACAAGCUCUUUACGCUUAAGAACGCUGCCUUCAAGACGUCAUGUGGCUAAAGAAUUUCUAGACGAGUCAGUUCUAGCUACAAUGGCUCGUUCAAAAACUCCAUUAAAUAAUAAAAUCGGUGUUAAUCAAAUUACACAAGUGCAUACUGAAGCAGUAAUGACUACUGCUCAUGCUUUACCAAGUAGUGCACUAGUAUCAUUAAAUCCAUCGGUACUGUUGAUUCGAACAAGUCAACCAGUUAAAACUAUUAAUGAAGAAUGUGAAGGAAAUAUGAAUGAAACUGAUCAAAUUAAAGUUGUAACAACACUGCCUGAAUUAUUGUCAAACAGGUCUAUAGGAACAAUGUCCUGUGGAAUUGCCAACGCAGUACCACUCUACGUUAGUCAUCCAGCAUCUGGAGGUCUGGUAGAAUUAAUGACAGCUCAAAGUAUCGGAUCUGUACCGCCUUUUACAAUGACAUCUGGUGUAAUCCCCAUAUCGUGUAAUUCUCAACAAAUCCUAAACCAUUAUAUUCCUGCUGGUCAUGGUUCAGAUGAAACGAGUGGAAUUUUGUCCGAUUCUGAAGGUAGUACAAGUUUUACAAUCGGUGGUAAUAUAUCUGCCCAAUCAAAUACCUUAUUCUUGCCGCAUGGUCUUUAUCCAGUCUCUGGAAGUACAGAUGUUCAAAUGAUUCCACAAGUAGUCGGUGGUGAUACAGCAAAGUCAACCACAGGUUUCACACCAUUUAUGUCAGCAAAUUCACAAGUUACAGAUCCCCCUGCUUCAACUAUGCUGCCACUGUCAGUUCUAACCGGAGGAUCAAAUUCAACUGGUGCAACAUAUGUGUCUACAGAUUUGAUUGCAGAAAUGGCAUCUUGUCCACAACAUAGUUAUUUAUUCAGACAACCCACUUCUACAUCAUCUAAUGUGGUUUCUUCUACCUCUUCAUCUAUGAGUUCUUCAAUGCCAACAAGUAAACUCUCAGAAGUCUCAACAACAUCUACAAACGCUGGAUCAAUUAACCGUUUAACAAUCAGUUCCACUACUGGAAGUAGUAGUGCUAGUUCAAUACAAACAGUUGUUGGAGCCGAUGAAAUCAACCCCAUGCCUAAUAAGAAGUCAGAUGAUAUAGUACUCAUGGGAAAGACAAUCUCACAAACUUCAAAAGACAGUAAGACUAAAGCAGGUAGUGCUAAUGACGAUGAUGAUGAUAGAAGAAAAAGGAAUUCUAGUGAAGAACAUUCUUCGACUUCAACAAGUCAAAAAACUUGUCCUAAUCCACCAAAACGAAGUGUCAGUCUAUCACGUAAACAACUUCAAACAUCAACAACACCAACAAAUAUAAAUAAUGAGAAUAAUAACAAUGAAAAUGGUAUCGAAAGUGAAGAGGCAAACUUAGAAGCUACUGGAGAAAAUGAGUCAAAUUCAUUUAUGUCAAAUAAAUCAAAUCAUCAAAUGGAUUUAAUUACAGAUAUAUCACAGACAUUACACGAUCUGCAUAAUGAUUUUAUGGAUACGCAUAAGUCUUAUGAUAAAGUGCAUUCAGCUACACUUGAACGUUUACCUUCAGCAUCAUCUUCAGCAAAAUUAGAUCUUGAAUCUUUACCACCUGGAUCCUCUUUAACUCUACCAGCGAAUUCAUCGAAUUCAUCGAGUAAUCCACGUUCUGCUUUAAAAAGUGCUGAUAGAACUGGUCCAAAAGUCAAUAAACAUCUACGCUUUACAACUCUUACUAUCAUUGCAUUAAUGUUCAUGAUAGUUAUUGUAAUAGGAAAUCCAAAUAGUGAAGAGUCAGCGGAUCGGAGUAGGCAAUACAAAAUUUCUUCAUCAAAUGAUUAUUCUGAAAAAAUUACCAAAUGGAAUGUGAUUAAAGCUGACAUCUAUCAAAAAUCUGCAUCUUUAAACCCGUCGACAUUGAAUAAAGAAUCUAAAGCGACUACAAAGAAUACAGCAGCACCACCACCAACAACAAAUCCAAAGGCUUUCGGAUCUUCUAUCUCAACAUCUCCAUUUGUACGUGUAACAAUUUGGUUACCGAAAAAAAUGAUACCUGCAGGUGAAAUGAAUCAUGAUGAAUCUUCUAGUUUAAACAAAGAUAAAAAAUCGCCGAAUUUAACACCUCAAACUAUACAACUUUGGUUAAAUCAAACCAGUGGUACUGAAGUUCGAAUAGCUGAACCGAUCAAACGAAAUUCAAUUCAUAUUUAUGAUGUGGUUGAUACACGUCAUAUUCUUGGUACACGAAUCUGUCGUCAACGUUAUGCCUGUGAACAUUCUUGUGAUCCAGGAGCUGGACAUGCUUGUAUCUGUCAGCGUGGUUAUCGUUUGGCUGGACCAAAAGAUAGAGCACGUUUAGCAUCUAUGGGAGAUCGCAUUGGUAAUGUAGCCCUGGAAAAUGUACAAGGUCGAGUAUGUUUAGAUAUUGAUGAAUGCGAUAAACCUCAUCUUCGUCGAGAAUGCGCUCGUUUAGGAGGUGUAUGCACAAAUCGUCCUGGAGAUUACGCGUGUCUGUGUCCAACUGGUCAACCGUGUAUGACCUGUGAUACAACCUGCCCUAAAGGCUAUUGGAUGUCUGGUGUUUGUGGUAGAAACCAAUCCGUUGAAUGUAAACCAUGUUCAACAUCCUGUCCAGCUGGAAUGUAUGAAGACAAGCCCUGUUCCCAAUACUCUGAUAGAAUCUGUCGAGCUUGUCGUCCAUUAUGCAUUUCUGAAGAAUUCGAGUUAUCACCAUGCAAAGGAUCAAGUAAUCGUAUCUGCAAACGUAAGGAUCUUAUACCCGAAUUAGUUGUUCCGUAUAAAAAGAAUGUUUGGUUUGAAAAUCGUAAAAAAGUACAAGAAGCGACAGUUACACUUCAUCCAGAAGAUAUUGGACGUUUACCAAUGAAUAAGUCUAUUAUUAUUGACAGAGGAUCUGGUUAUCAGGUUCGUUUGGAUUUUGAAAUCCUUAAUUUAAUGCCAGUUUUGGGUCCAGUGGAUCAUUCAUCAGGAAAUGACAACCAUCUAUUUAUGUUAGCUGCAUCAUUGAUGGAUCAGUCAACCUUGGAGCCGGAUUCUUACAGAUGGUCAUCUGCUACUGGUCAAUAUCAUACGGUGCAUGCUUAUUCAUUGAAAGCAAAUAGUACUUUAUCAAAGUUAUGCCCUUAUCCAGUCCCACCGCUUUAUCGUCUUGGUAUGCGUGUUCAUCGGAAUGUUACUACUGCUACAGUACCAGAUGCCAGUUUACCAGGCCAUCGUCCUGUUCUAGCCAGUUGUCGCACAUAUAAACAACAUGGACACUUUCCACCUUUAGAACUCACUCCACGUCAAACUGAAUCAGAACACUAUACACAAACAUUUGGAUCAGAGCAUAGAAGUAUUUAUGAUCAGUCUAAAACAAACAGCGGAAGUCCAACACCAGCGGUUGUCGCCUGUCUAGAACCUGGUCGUUUACCUUCAAUCUUUGGAUCUCAUUGGAAUGCUGAACUUGCUUCCCCGCGUUCUAUUUAUUAUGAAGAGAAGCAAUUAUGUGGUCAAUUGAAACUCGACUGUCAGCAUUGUUUAGCAUCGUGUGCUGAAGAAUUAAAAUCCAGUUCGUUAACGUGUAAACCAACUCCAGGAGCUGCUGAUAAUGGUCGUUCACCACGUUUAGAAACAUGCUUUGAUUGUUGUGCUCGAGAUAAUUGUACUGAUGUAUGCGACAAAUAUCCUGCACAUCGUUGUCAUAUGCAAUUGUGUAGUUAUGGUUUAAGAUUAGAUUUCUCGCUAACGCCGGAAUGGCCUAAACAAGGUGAAUUUCUGUGUCAUGUCCAACCAGCACCAAGUAGACCGAUAUAUCGUUUGCAUUGGACUUUAUUAUAUCAAGGUAGACCCUUGACACCUGAUCGAUUCCCAGCAUCACUUGUUCUACCGUUAUCUUCAAUGUCAGGUGAAAAUUCAGGCAAAAAUGCAAAUGGAUGGAAUUCAGGUGGUGGUGGUGGAUUAUCAGCCAAUAGUGGUGGGACUAUAACACAAACCUACAGAGGUCUGCUGCAUAUCCAGUACAGUUCAGGAUUAGAACAUUUACCGGAUGUAAUCGGUGGAACGGAUACAAUGCAAAGUGCAUAUUUCUGGAGUAAACAAACUAUACCAUUAGUGAGUGGCAGUGGAACAAGUAUUCCCUUUGAUACUUUAACAUCACAUUCCUCGUCAACUUCAUCGUCGACUAUACCAUCGGAUAGAUUUUACUCCAAUCCAAUGUUGUAUACACCAACAGAUGUAUCGAAUGAAAUUGCUAGCCUACAAGUAUGGCCUUCUCAACCAUUGAAAGUUAGCACAUCUGCGUGGACACGAUUAAGCGGUGCACCGUGUACAACAGCUGAACCAUUAAUUGAACAAUUGAAUAUAUACACUCCUGCAUUACCACCAUAUAUAGCAAUGGGUGAAGUGAAAGUUGAAUACUUAGGUAAUUAUCUGUACGCUGUAUCCCAUUCAAGAAUCAGACCAAAAUUGAGUUUUAGCCUACCUAAAACAACAUCUUUACUCGGUGCUGUGUUUUAUCCAGCCUCUGUGGAACGUGGACAUUAUCUACGAGCAAGUCUAGCCUUAGCAUGGUUAACAGAACCUGAAAUUAAAAAUGGUGAUAUUCUUAUCGACAGUAGUAGUAGUAGUGGUCAGAAGACAAGUACAAAAUUAAGAAAUUCUGAAUUGUCAUCAUCAACAAUGAAUACAGAAUCCUUAAAGAAGCAAAGAUUUUGGGUAAUCGAUCUUACCGGUCAAGUGGAUCAAUUCCCUGGAUUAUUCCGUCUUCUUGUUUAUCCAGACAAUAUAGACGAUGAUGGCGAUGAUAAUAGUAAUAAUGAUAAUAAUAACGGCAAAAAUGACAGCAUGAUGACCAACGGUAGAAUGAAAGACAAGGGCUCAGACUAUCUAUUACAACAACGCCGUCGAAAUUCACACCACCUAAUCACAUCAUCUGUUGAUGCUACUGUUGAAAUUGAAGAUGACGGGGAUGAUGAUACUUUAAAUUCUGGAAUUGAUUUAGGCGGAAAAGAACCUGAAGAUGAACCAUUAUUAGAUUAUGAUAUUGGAGUUUUUGAAGAACGUAAAUUUCAGUUACGCAUUCUUAUCCCUGGUCCUACUAGUGAACCUGACUAUGAGAAAGCUUUUCGUCUUGUCAUCCUGGACGCUAGUAAUCGUUUAGAUAUUCGAGUUAAACGAGCUGUUCAACCACCAGAUGAAAUGGCGUUACGCAGAAUCUAUGGACAACUUUCUGACGGUGAUGGUCGGCCAACUCUAGUUGAUCUACUGCCGAGUUUAGCUGCACGGCAACAAGCAAUUCAAGAUAGUUUAUUGAAAGAAAGCUCAGAAAAAAGUGAUUACACCUAUGAAAAUUCUAAUGAUAGGAAAUUUUCUAAACGAGAAGCUAACAACAACAAUUAUCCACACUCAUCUACUAAUGAUCAAAAAAUGAAUACAAGAUCUGAUAAAACAAGUGAUCAAAUUUCAUCUGCAUCCUCGUCAUCACCAUCAUCAUCCUCGUCAUCACCAGUAAUGAGAAGCACAUUCGGUCCAUCAUCUGCACUUGUUUAUUCUGUAGUUUGUAUACUUUUACUACUUUCACUUAUACUAUUCAUUGGUUAUGUCACUGAGCCUGAUCCUACAAUGGCAUGGGUUAAAUUAAGUCCAUUUGAGAAUCAAUCAAAUCUGGAUGGUGAUCGUGUGGCUUUAGUUUCAAAUCCAAUUCGUCAUCAUUAUAACAGUUGUAUAUCACGUUGGUUUCGUGUAUUUCUACUUAUGGGUUAUUUAUGCUUGAAAUCCGCCUACACAUUUGGUGUGACAUUAACAGCUUUAGCUAUUAUAAUUCGUUAUAUGACUAGUGAAUCAGCAAACAAAUUAAACAAUUUACCUGAAUGGAAUAGUUUAAACGAUCAGUCUGGUGGUCAACUAAUGGGGACUAGUUUAACAAGACAAAAAUUAUUACAAGAUGCUAUGGAUGUUCAUUUAAGAAAUGAAUUAAUCAGACAACAGACAGAAGUUAAACAACUACGUGAUAUCUGUGAUCGUGGAGUGGAAAUGAUGUUUGAACAAAUGAAUAAACGAUUAGAUUCUGUAUCAAGUCUAGCAGCAUCUAGACGUAGUCGAGUACUCUUAUCACAAGCAGUUGCUGAACUAGCAAGAGCUACGGCUACAGCAUCAGCAUUACAAUUAGCUGAGGGUUUGAUUACAUUCAAUGAGACAGCUGAAUGGGCUAUGAAUCGUCUUCAGGCUGAUUUAGUUGAAACUGAAAAAGCUUUAGGAAGUUCUGAUUGGCUUACAGGUGCUCGUAUUAUCUAUUCCGAGAUUGUUCGUCUGCGAGCUCUUACUCCAGAUCCAAAUGAUCCAACACGUUCAUUCUUGGCUUGGGCUAAACUGAUCUCACCAGAAACUAAUCUAAACAAUCUACAAACACCACAACUUUCAUUGCCUAUAAAUUUACCAUCAUUAGAACCAGAACAAUUUGUUAUACCUACACCGACAAUAAAAAGAACUUCAGCAACCCACGGGACAUUAUCCGAUAUUGAUGAACCAGAAUAUGGACCAGUUUAUGCACCGUUUGUACCACAACCGAUAGAUAUUGAGACAAGCGGAGAAUUCUGGUCACCCAAUAGUGUUCAGGACUCAUUAACCAAUCUAGAUGAAGCUGGCGAAUUCUUGGAUAAACCGAUCAGUAGUGAUAUCAAUUCACAACAGACAUCAUCUUCUAAUGGAACACAUGCUAAUAAUAAUAAUAAUAAUUUAAAUGGUUAUGGUGAUACUGACGGUGAUUCAACUACAUCAAACAGUGAAGACAAUUGGAUAUUUUCAAAUUUUGAUUUAGGCUGGGUACAUGUUUUAGGCGCUGCAUUAUUUUUGGAUGCUUUAUGGCUUAUACACCGUGUACUGCAUACUGUAGAUACUGCUGAACGUAUUCUAUACGGUGAUGUUGUAUUUAUCGAUUUAACUGAAGAAGGCCUUCGACGUCGACUUGCGGAACGAAGUAAACUUCGUAAAGGUUUCAAACAUGCAUUUCAAAUAAUUAUGCAACCCAGUACAAUUCGUAAACUGUGCGCCAGUGUCCUCGCCCUCCUCAUUGUUACUCAAGCUUCGGCACAUUUGGAUCGGUUGUUAUCGCAGGAAAUGUUGGACUAUGUGGGAUAUUAUGAUAAUUUGGUUCUACCAGUACAUUUACAUGCUCGUCUUGUCAAUGUACAUGUAACACGUUCUGCUCAACGUUUAAAUCAUUAUGAAUUAGCAAGUUUAGAAUCAGAAGUAAGCCGUAGAUUAAGAGAGACACAAUUUCUACUGCAUCAAUGGACACUUUGGUUAAAUGAUAUUGAACAAGAACAGUGUCGUUUACUACUUGCGUAUAAGGCUGCUGCUCAAAAUUUACGUACAAAAAUGUUGGCACAGUUAAAUCGUAAUUCAGCACUGGCGAAAUUAAAUUUACCUAUUCAUAUGAUAAAUAAGGAACAACAACAACAACAACAGCAAAGAUCAACCUCAGAUUGGAAGUCUCAUUCGUCUUCUUCCUCUUCUAAAUCAUCAUCAUCAUCAACUUCUUCAUCUGCAUCAUCUUCGUUUACUGUGAAUAAUAUUGCUGAUGCUGUUGUACCGAAACACUGUCGAAUGACACAGUCUGAACGUGAUAUAGAAAUGGCUGAAGCACGUCGAUUAGACAUUCCCUAUUGUCCAUUGAAACCGAUUGUUCCAAGACUAUUUAAAGAAUAUAAUGCUUCAUUGUACUUUGCUGAAGUUGUAAUACAAUCUGAGAAUUGGUUAUCAACUGCUCGUGAUUAUUUAGGUCAUUUUUUAUUUUGUAUAUUUAUUUACGUCAGUGCUAUUGUCUUAUGGAAUACAACAGGCUCUGUAGUCUGGUUACUAUUGAACAGACUUAGCCUUCUACCACAAAAAGUUUUAUUCAAAUCAGACAUUUCCAGUUGGCAACCAGUAGAUGUACCACAUCAAUUAUGAAGAUGAAACAUGAAAGAGAGAGAGAGAAAAAGAAAGAAAGAAGGAAAGAAAAUGUGUUAAUUAUCAUCCAUAAGAGAGUAUGCAUGGGCAUGAUUCAUUCAUGAUAAUAUUGUAUAUGUAAUUUUAUUUCAAUUUUAAUUUCUUUAUAUCUCAUAAUAAUACUGCUAAUAAUAAUAAUAAUUUCGCAUGACAAAUGCUCAGCUAAAAGAAAUCUCGAAAUUAUCUAGGUACCAUUAACGAUAAUAACAGUAAUAAUAAUAAUAAUACUGAAGCAUAAGAUAUAACUUCAUUCAACCGGUCAGUUUAUGUAUCUAUUUUAUUAAAAUGUGAUUGGUUAAUUAAUUAUUAACGAUACUGAUGCUUUUAUCUUAAUUGUGAGAUAGAUGUCUAACUGCUGAUUUCAACUUGUACGCAUUUCUCCUAUGACAUAUAUAUACUUUAAGCGACAUUACUCUUGCUUAUUGUUAACAUUUAUUUCUACUGUUUAUGUUGUUUCCUUGGUUGUGUGUACGUGUAUGUUCGUAUAUUUGUGCGUGUGUGUGUUUGUUGUCUUGUUGGCUAAUAUCAUUUCUGUAUUACUUCUUAUUCUUAAUGUUGAAUGUAUUUUCCCCAAUGAAUGUCUACUGAUACAUUCAUGCAUCCAUCCAUGACAUAGACACGAAGUCAAGAGGAAGUGUAUACACACAUACAUACAUACACGCAUAUACGCACCUAUCUACCUACCUAUUUACUAGCCUACCGACACAUAGGCGUUUCCUUUUCUACUUACUACAAGUGUUCAUUUCUAUUUGUAAUCAUCA
This is a messenger RNA of Trichobilharzia szidati, 9858 nucleotides long. Lineage: Eukaryota; Metazoa; Platyhelminthes; Trematoda; Strigeidida; Schistosomatidae. The record is from the annotation of a GenBank genome assembly.